AAAUGCUAGACCUAACCUGUAGUGAAAAAUUAAAGCGGUCACAUCGCCUGCUGCUUUAUGGUUCAGAUAUAAGUGGUUUUCGCCAACAUAGUCAGUUGCAGUAUAUUCUAGCUAACUGAAAAGAACAAGGUGACCAGCAUAAUGGCAAAAAAACUGUACACAUACUAAAAAAAAAAAAAAGGCUGUCAGGAUUUCCAGAGUAUUCAGAAAUAUGUGUUGUACUGUUGAAGGUAUAAUAAUAUAUACCUUCCCCCCGUUUCCCAGUGGUCAGACCCCCAAAAAAAGCAAUCUCCUUCGACUCGUGUCCCUUUUAAUAACCCAUUGAUUAUAGGGUAGGCAACACGGGAAUUAGGAAGUAGAUCUGGUAUCAAGUGGCCUACAUGCCUCUUCAAGCUGCCUUACUGCUGGGACAAAAGAUUCUGCUGUGCCUCUGCUUUCUAUCAGUGAUCUCAAUCAAACCUGGCUCGCUCUAGAGCCAGACUUUUAAUCCCCAGAAGGCUUUAGUGACCAUCCACAAAAAGCCAUUGUGCCUAGCUUAAUUAUAACCCCUGAUAUGACCUGACCGGGGGAGGUGAAGUGUGCAAAAAUGCUGCAUGCCAUCAGCUCUCAGAGGAUUGAAAGAGAAACACUAGACCACUAAGUGGAAAAUGACCACCCAAUGUUAGCUAAUGGAACAGCUCGCCUCUUGUCCAGCUUUCUGGGUGCUGGGAGAGAGUGGCAAUGUGAGCCUUUAGAGCCUCUUUCUCUCUCUCUCUCUCUCUCAAAAAAAAAAAAAUGAUAUGUUACUUCCCACAAUACUUCUGCAAGCAUUUGAGAGACUCUUCUGCUCAAAGGAAAGAUGGAGCAAACAGCAGGACGCUUGCUUUUGGCUUUUCUCCUGGUUGCAGUGGUCAGUGGGGCCACCAUCCAAAGCAUCACGUGGUGCGCAGUUUCUGAGACAGAGGAGCAGAAGUGUCUGGAUCUGGCCGGGAACAUCACGUUACGGAACGUCCGUGGGAAACUGCAGUGCGUGCGAGGUCAGAGUGCGACCGACUGCAUGCAGAGGAUUAAGAACGGCACGGCCGACGCUGCCUCCAUGUAUCCUGAUGAGAUCUACACGGCCGGUAUUUGUUACGGGUUAGACGUCGCAGUAGGAGAAUCGCACAACGGAAUUGAUGGCAUUAAUUACUACGUGGUGGCGUUGGCGCGCAGAUCCUCGGGCGAUCUGUCUCUUCUGGAGAUGCACGAGCGAAGUUCCUGCCACCCGGGAAUCCGCACCACCGUGGGCUGGACGGUGCCCAUCGGCUUUCUGGUCAAUACGUCGCAGAUCAGCGUGGACGAGCAGUGCAACUUCCCUCAUGCGGUGGGAGAUUUCUUCGGCUAUAGUUGUGUCCCAGGGGCAAAAGACCCAGAGCAUGAUCCCAAAGGCAACAAUCCCAGAAACCUUUGUGAGGCCUGCAUAGGUGAUGAGAACGACCGGCACAUUUGCGCCAACAACCCUCGGGAGCGGCACUACGGGGAGGCAGGAGCUCUCAGGUGUGUGGCAGAGAACCUUGGAGAUGUGGCCUUUGUGAAACACACCACUGUCUUUGACAACCUCAAUGGUAAAAACCAGGAAUCGUGGGCUCUGGACAUAGAGAUGGAGGACCUGAAGCUACUCUGCCCAGAUGGAGGUGAAGCUCCUCCCUCGGAGCACGCGCGAUGCCACCUGGCCGUGGUGCCCGCCAACGCUGUGGUGGUGCGCCUGGAGGAUAAAUGCCGCGUUUACAAGUUCCUGGAACGUGUUCAGAAUGCGUUUGCCAAUGCCACACAGGGCUUCUCACUCUUCAGCUCGGUGGGAUACGGACAGCCUGACGUUAUGUUCAGUGACUCGACUCUGAAGCUGAUGAGGGUGAUGGGAACUUACCAGUCCUGGCUGGGACACAGUUACACCACCAUGCUUCAGGCAUUCGAGUGUGAAGGCUUGUGCUGAUGGGAUUAGGACUCUCUCUCUCUCUCUUUUCUCUCUCUUUUCCACUUUCCCACCCUUUUCCUCCUCCCUCUCUCAGAUAUUCCUAUCCCUACCCACCUUGCCAAGUUCUCAUUCCCAAGCCACAUGAUUUCCUCUCCCCUUUCCUUCAUCGGCGACUUGCCGUCCACAUCCCACUAUAUACGCUAUCUGAUCUGCGAUCUCACAGAGGACGAAGGCCGAUGAGGUUGCUUCAUGCUGUGAAGGGAUUCAUUCUAUUGAGCCUAUACUGUGUUAAAUCCAUGCAAUCUGAUACAUAUCCUGGGUUAACGGGAGUUUGCUUAGCGGAGUCGUUACCCUUGCCCUUGAGGUUAAGACAACUGAUGAAUUUUUUAAUGUACAGAAAAAAAAAACAAUUUGGGCUCCAAUAAUCUAGCAAGCCACCUUUAGCCCAGGUUUGAACUUGUAUAACUAUGUUUGAUGGUCUGAUAGCAACAGCUACCUGAGCUUAGUGUUUGUUUAUCUAGAAAAUCUUUUCCAAAUCUCAACUUCUGGAAAAUGUUCUCUCGGUUCACGCAUACUCAUCCCAUUUUGGAAGGAUCUCAACACAGGUGCUCACAUAAUGCGGUCUUCAGGACUUCAGAACAAUAUUUCAUGUAAAUAGUCUUUUGUUUCUUUAAUUUCUAGAACAGAUUUACAUAAACGACUUAUUACCAAUAAAAAAAUUAUAUGAAAAAGUCAAAAACAGCCCUGUUUACUCUUUUACACAUCAGAAUAUACAUUUUUGUUAUGUGAGUUUUAUGCAGCAAUGCCGUGCUGCAAUAAUGAAUCUCUGGCACGGACGAGCAUAGCUUAUUCAUGAGACGCUUUGGCGUGACAACACAAAUGUAUUAUAAAUGAUAAUGACAUCUAAUAUAGGGUCCUAAUGGAUUGGUUUCAGCACGGCAACACAGCUAAUGAACAUUAGCGAUUUUGAUUCCGGGUUAAUUAAGCAUUUGUUAGGCACAUGCAGCCUAAUGACCUUGAUGUCGACAGCACACAUAUCUAAUUAUUAUUCGACCAUGUACUUUCUUGAGCGGCCGAUUUUUCACAGUUUAGCAUUAAUUAUAUGCCGUUGUGCGACAUUAUGGGACGUUGUAAUUAACCUUUUGCCCUCGAAGAUGUCAUAAGUGUAUUGCUU
This is a messenger RNA of Hemibagrus wyckioides, 3107 nucleotides long. RefSeq names its product otolith matrix protein (gene otomp). Gene Ontology annotation, cellular component: early endosome; plasma membrane; recycling endosome. Lineage: Eukaryota; Metazoa; Chordata; Actinopteri; Siluriformes; Bagridae. The coding region runs from base 839 to 1951 and encodes 370 amino acids. The transcript is spliced from 9 exons. The record is from RefSeq and is a predicted model, not a curated record. Gene Ontology annotation, biological process: iron ion transport.